This is a messenger RNA of Papaver somniferum (opium poppy), 4618 nucleotides long. Its product is annotated as N-terminal acetyltransferase A complex auxiliary subunit NAA15-like. Gene Ontology annotation, molecular function: protein binding; protein-N-terminal amino-acid acetyltransferase activity. The coding region runs from base 1028 to 4204 and encodes 1058 amino acids. Gene Ontology annotation, biological process: N-terminal peptidyl-methionine acetylation. Gene Ontology annotation, cellular component: cytoplasm. The record is from RefSeq and is a predicted model, not a curated record. The transcript has 26 exons. Lineage: Eukaryota; Viridiplantae; Streptophyta; Magnoliopsida; Ranunculales; Papaveraceae.
ACAAAACACACAAAUUCACACCCAUAUAUUUAUUACUCCUUAAUUAAGGUAAUAUCUAACCCUAAUUAAUUCCUGCUAACCUGCUCUUUAUUUUUAUUUUAUUCUAUGUUUUUAAAUUUUACUGCAUCGAUGAUGAAUGAUAUCUUCUUCUCUCCUUGUUAGUUUUUCCUCUACUGGUUUUCAUUCUCAGAUCUGGAAGUUCCUAAAUAUUUUUCACGAUGUUCCUUGAUUCUCUUCAACGUCUAAGUGAGUUUCAAUGGUCUUUAUACAAUCAAUCAAACAGACUCAUCGCGCAGGUGAUGAAGUACAAAAUCUUUCAGAGUUUUCCGGAGGCAGAGGCAAAUCCUUACCAACAUACACCGACCAAAGCAUUUUCCUUUACUUUUUCGAAGGAUACCCGUUUCAGUUUCCGGAAAGAAUAAAUUCACGGUCUUUAUUUUUCUAGUCAUAACUAUUACUCCCUCCGUUUCUAGAAAAGAGAUACUUUCACUUAUUCAGUUUGGCAUAUUUUUAGGCUAAAAUGAAAGUAUCUCUUUUUCAAAAACAGAAGGAGUAUUUUUUUUUUAUCUUUUUUAUUAUAGCUUUUUAUGCUUUUACCGGUAUGUAUUUGUUUGUCUUGUAGCCAUAAAUGGAGUGAGGAAAUUCCAAUCCACUAUUGCCGUACCUUUGUUGAAGCGUAUUCCGUCCUAGUAGUAUGUCCUACUUACUCCACCACCUUAGUUGAAGCGCAAGCUGCACAGCUAGAAAAACGAACUCACGGGACUUUCCGGAAUUAUAUAUGUAUGAUAACUAAUACCAAAAGAAUCUGCUAAUGUCAAUAUUUGGAUGAUCAAUGAUAGGGACUUCCGCUCUGUCUUCGUCUAUAUAUGAAGGGCCAACAAGGAGCAAUGUGGAAGAUGAUGCAAAUGGGAUUGUGGUAUCUAAAGGCAUGUUCUAUUCUUGUUGUAAGGAGGGACGACUCCUUUGGGUACAUUGUAUUAGUGCUACAGCACAAGCAUAGACCAGAUUUGCAGAUUCUAAUGCACGGAUGGCUUGCUACAACAUUCGUGGAAAUAGAUUGUUGCAUUAUUGGUUGUCCCCUCAAAGAGAGAGUUCUUACAAGAGUAAAGACUAUAAUCCUGCCUUGUUUGCGAUCGACAAAAUCCUAGAGACAAAAAAUGAUCUUGGAGAGGCGUUAUCAUUAAGGGGAUUACUUUUGAGUCUGUUGGGCCGAAAUUCGGAGGCGCUUGAAUUUGCCUCUCGUGGUACUGAGAGCAACAACCAAAGCAUUUUUUGCUGGAUAACUUACGGCCUCAUAUAUCAUUCUGACUUUGACUAUGAGAAGGCUAAAGAAUGCUUCCAAAAGGCUAUCUACCUUUCUAUGAAUUUGCUGGAUCUUCCAAAAAAUAUUCAGCUACUUCGCUACCUUUCUGUAAUACAGGCCCAAAUGCGGAAUUUACCGGAGUUUGUGGAGAGCAGAGCUCGGAUUUUGACCUUGCAGCCUGAAAAUGACCUCAAGGACCCCCACUUGCAUCACAUUGCAUCUGCAACCUCUCACCACCUCAACGCCGAUUAUUCAAAAGCAAUUGAGGUCCUGAAAGAAUAUGGAAAAUCGUUGGUUGAUGGUGACUAUUCUAAACAUGAUGAAGUCCUUUUGUACGAGCUAUUUUUACUGGAGGAAUCUGGCGAUCUUGCGGAGGCUCUGGCAUUGCUACAUGAUAAAGAGUCAAUUAUCGUUAAUGAUGUGGCUUUAAAGGAAAGAAAAGCUUCUUUGCUGGUCAAGCUUAAUAACCUUGAUGCUGCAAAUGAAAUAUAUAGGGAGCUUCUUUUACUGGAUCCUGAGAAUUCCAGUUAUCAUUCUGGAUUGCAAAAGUGUGUUGUGUCGUCAGAAAAUGGCCAGUAUUCAUCUGCUGAUGUUCAAGUACUAAAAGACUUGUACAAGUCUUUAGAGGAGCAGCAUAGUUCAUCCGUUUCUGUCAAGAGAAUACCCCUUGACUUUCUCCAAGGCGAUGAACUGGAAAACGCGACAGCCGUUUAUCUUAGGCAUCUUUUAGAUGAGAGAGUCCCUUUAUUGCUCUAUGACCUUUCCCCUUUUUAUGAGCGCCAGUACCCUGAUAAGAUAGACAUCAUUGGUCAAGUGAUUUUAGAGUUGGAAAGUUCGAUAAGAAAAAAAAGUGAACCCAUUCGAGCGCUGCUGUGGACUUUAUGUUUGUUAGCUCAGCAUUAUGACAGGCAUGGCCAGUAUGCGAUAGCUCUUGCUAAGGCUAUUCAGCAAAAUCCGGAGGUUGCACAGUUCUACUUUGUUAAGAAAAUUCAGCAUGCAGGUGCUCUAGAUGGUGGAGGGGAACAACAAGACUCUUCGCGCGACAUGUGGUACGAGCUUGCUUCUGGACAUAGUUACUUCCAACAAGGCGAUCUAGGGCAUGCGCUCAAAAACUAUCUUGCCGUAGUGAACUACUACGUGGAAAAGGUCGAACAUUACUUUGAUUAUCAUUUUGAUCAGUCAAGAAAAGUGGCUCCUCAUACAUAUGUAGAUACAUUAAGACAUCAAGAGCGGCUGGAUCCAGGCUCUUAUUUCCAUAAAGCGACUGAGGGAGUUGUCAGGUGCUAUUUAAAGUUGCAUGAUAAAACGUUAGAGUUGCUUCCCGUUGAGAAGAUGAUGCAGGGUGCUAGCACUAGCAGAGUCCCAGAUUCUGGGAAAAUGCAGGAUAACAACCUGCCUAGAAAGAAACCCCAAAAAUCCCAUGCCAAGGAUAUGAGUGGCAAAAACGGGAAGAAAACAAGAGCCUCCACAUCUGGAGGACAGCAACACUCCAAGCUUAUUGAUACUGAUCUUCUCGCUGUAAAGUUAUUGCAGGUGGAAAAACUGUUACUAGAAGCUGCAAGGUAUCUUAAUUUGCUUCAAAAGAGUUUCCCAGAUUCUUUCGGAACAUACUUCCUCUUGUUUGAGCUGCAUAUGAGAAAUCAAGAUAUCGUAGACGCCUACCAUGCAUUAAAUGAGCUUGUUAGAUUUGAUGAAAGUAACCCUGACACACUGCGCUGUUCUGUACGGUUUUAUGGCAGACUAGAUAGUAUGGUUCUAGAAGAAUCUGUUCGUUCCAAUUUGUCUGAUCCUUUAAGUACCCUACAUGAGGGAACUUUAAUCAAAUCAAUAAAGGAAUCCCUUGAGCGAAACAAAGAUUCUUUAAGCUAUGGAGUUGCAGUAGCAGAAAUGCUGUUUUUCUUACAGCCAUACAAGAAGUCCGAAAUCGCCAAGCUUCUUAACCAAAGAAUAAAAUUCGCACGAGAUAACAAGAACCUAUGGAAGCUCAAAGACUGUAUAGCAGUCCACAGACUGCUCAAAUCAGUACUGGGUGAUGCAGAAACAGCUUCAGAAUUUGCAAAAGAGUGUAGUCAGCUAUUCCCCUUUUCGCGUUACUUCUUAGCCACCAAACCUACUAAUGAUACUCCUGUAAAGAAUGAAGAACCCGAGGUAUGGGUUUUUGAUAGUGGUGGUGGACAUCAUUAUACGACAAAUGUUAAGCUUCUUGUUAAGAAUACGAAAUACCGCAAACCAGGAACUUUAAACGUUAGCAGCGGCAAUGAAGUGUCUUACAAAGAUGUUGGGCUUGUUCAUAUUGAGUGCGGGAUUUCCGGAAAUUUUUUUCUCAAAGAUGUGCCAGAUUAUUCUGCUCAUCGAAAGAUAGUGUCAAUUCCGAGGUUUACAGAAGAUAAUCCGUAUGCAGUUCAACUAUUUCAUGAUGGAUUUUUGUUAAGAGAUAAAAGUUUCAUUGGUCAAGUACCUCCAGAGUAUGUUCUAGUUACUGGUCAAAUAACGAAUAAGGGCUACAUGUUUAUGUCGGACUGGAAAUUAGAUUCAGGCACCAAUGAUCACUGCACAAGCAACGAAUUACUUCUGGAUAGUAGUGCUGAUGGUUGUGUUGGAAUAGUAGCUACAAGUGCGGAUGGCUCCAAGCGUACAGUCUCCAAGGUGGGAUCUCGCGAGUUAUUCUUUACAUCAGAAAAGGGCAUUUCUCGCACAUUUAUGUUAAAGAAAGUUUACGUGUUUGCUGUAAAAAGUAGAAGUGUGAUAUCAGUAUCAGCUUUCGCGAAAGACAAUCAAUGCUCCUUUCUUUUUACCUCUAAUGAGUACUACAUCCUUGAUGCCAAGGUCCAUAGGUUCUUAAAGCCUGAGUUAAUGCGAGGUUACGGUAUUGAGAGGAAAGGUCUAUAUUACUCAAGUUAAAUGGGUUCUUCAUUUUGCAAUUUUGGUGAGUGUUUAGGUCAUCAUUCAUAUACAAUUUAUGUCAGAUCUUCUUAGGGUUAGUUUUCUACAAAUACAUAAUCGCAAGUAAGCUGGAAGUUGCAUAUCUGAAAGCAAGCCGAGUUUAAUUUGAGAUUCGUGCCAGUAUUCUCUUUUAGUCUACAAAAUUAUUAUUUGCUGAAUGUGUAGUUGGAAUACAUUAUUCUCUUUUGACAUGGCAGUUGCAUUUGGUUUGUUAUUUACCCAUGUCGUCUAUGCUGAAUUUAUCUCAGCCGCCCAUCUUUGAUUGGAGCUUUCUGAUUUUAAUGUACCUCGAUUUGAUUUACUUUUGUUGCAUCAGUGACAUUUGGGACCAUAUUUCUCUCGAUAUCCUAUGCGUACACAAUCUUGUUUCAA